AUGAAGUGCUCUUCUUUUACUCUCUCUGCUCUUCUCCUAACCGUUUUACCAACAGUAUCGCUUGCUGCGCCUAACGAGCCAUCCCUUGACGACUUUCAGAACAAGGCCAAAGUUGUGCAAUGUAAGAUUAGGAACUUCCGACCACCGCAGCCACCUGGCACACCCAAGCCCCCCUUAAAAAGUAAGGAUGUAUCAUUCUACAGGCAUCCUUGCACCUGCGAAACUGCUGCUGGUACAUACGAAGCGAAAAAUCGUGAGACUAUCAGCUUAAACUGCCAAGUGGACGGAUCAAUUUGCAACAUAGACUGGAUCAAAACUACUGAGGGCAGCUUCAUCAAGAAGAAUUCUUUGCCGAAAAAGUGUCAGGUGAGGAAAAGUGCUAUGGAUGACUCGUAUACCCCCAUGACUCUGCCUGACGACCGUAACGUGGACAACGACGAGCCUGGUUUUCUUGGCAAUCCAGGAAAGGAGAACCAUUUUGAGAGCGAAGAGGUCCGAAGGGUGUUGCGUAACUGCAUUGCCUUCUUGAUCCAACUUAAGGACCAGGUCGCAAGGUUGUCUAUCUUCUUCAGCACCGUAGCCAUCCUAGUCGACUCGGCAAACAAAAGCCAUGUGCAGCCCUUUACAGAAUAUAUAGAAGGCGCGUCAAAUCAGCUCACCCAACGCAAAAAGCUCAGCCAGCAAUACAUCAACGUGACCUAUUAA
Molecule: messenger RNA, 705 nt
Organism: Aspergillus pseudonomiae
Lineage: Eukaryota; Fungi; Ascomycota; Eurotiomycetes; Eurotiales; Aspergillaceae
Exons: 5
Coding region: 1-705 (234 amino acids)
Source: RefSeq, a predicted model, not a curated record